AUGUGCUUGUUUUCAAGAAAGUCUUCAUUGGGUUUCAAUUUUGGGGUUGUCCAUAAGUUGGGGCUGUUUAUUGGACAGGUUAUUGUGAAAGAUAUCAGCUUUUGCAAAUUGUAUAGAAGUGCUUCUUCUGUUUUAGUGUUGGAUAACGACUCUGACAGCGGUUCAAACUCUGAAAGCAACUCAGAAAAUGAAGCAUUUGAUUGGAGAAAAGGAAAAAUAGUUCCUCAAAAAUGCAUCCAUGAGCAGCGCAAAGGCAACAAGCUUUUUUCAGUUGUGGUUAGAGUUCUUAAGUCUUUAAACUGGCAGGCUACAAGACAAAUAAAUUUUCUGAGUGCUACUGAAAAAUAUGGUUUUAAUCAAUCAAUCAAUGCUUAUAUGAUGAUGGUGCAUAUAUUUGCAUGUGCUGAAAUGCAUAUGGAAGUAUAUGCAUUGCUGAGAGAGAUUAUCUAUUGUUAUGAAAAGUUUGAUCGUGAUUUGUAUGGAUUAAUCUUCACUUUAUUGGAUUGGUCUAGUGAUGCAGCUAUAUCGACUCUCCUUGUUAAUGUACUUGUCAAGGUUUUUGCUUCAAAUAGGAUGCUUAAACAUGCAUUUGAAGCAUUUCACCUGGCUAAGAAUAUUGGGCUUCAAUUGGGUGUUGAAUCGUGUAAUUUCUUGCUUAAAUGUUUAUCGGAAGCAAAUGAAAGAGAAAUUCUUGUGAAAUUAUUUGAAGCAAUGAAGAAGCUUGGUCCCUUACCUUGUGUCUACACUUACACAAUUAUGAUUCAAUUUUACUGCAACACGCAUCAUGGGCAAGGCAAUGUAGAUAUUGAUCAAGCAACUGACAUUCUGGAAGAAAUGGAGAAAAGUGGGAUCACCCCAUCUGCUGUAACAUAUAAUUCGUAUAUUCAUGGACUUUGCAUGGUUGGAGGUGCUGAAAUUGCCUUGGACAUUAUCAAUGACUUGAGAAGUAAAAGCCAGCCGCUCAACUGUUACUGUUAUAAUGCUGUUAUUCAUGGAUUUUGUAAUACAGGUGAGCCCGAAAUAGCUAUGCAAGUUUUGACGGAGAUGAAGAGCUGUGGAAUUAACCCAGAUACACACAGCUAUAGUAUAUUGGUUGAAGGGUUUUGCAGACGCGGAAAUAUUGAGAGAGGUGACAUAGACAUUGCCAAUAAACUUUUGAAAGAAAUGAUCAACAAUAAGUUGGCUCCUAAUGCUUCGAGUUAUGAGAGCUUGAUUCACGGAUAUAGUAAAACUGGUUCCUCUGAGAAAGCCUUGAUGUUUUUCAAUACUAUGAUAGAAGACAAUAUUUUGCCAAAUAUUGCUACCUGCAACUUGAUCAUAAAUAGUUACUGCAAGGAAGGAUGUAUAAAGGAUGCCUUGCUACUUAUAGAUGAAAUGAGAGACUGGGGAAUUAUCCCGAACAUGUUUACCUAUAAUUUGGUUAUCAACUCACUGUGCAAAGCAAGUAAGUCAGAGAAGGCACUGGAGCUUAUCCCACAGAUGCUUAAAAGCAAUACAUUCCCCAAUGUAGUUAUCUAUAGCACCCUCAUAGAUGGUUUUGCUAAGCAGGCAAAUCUAACGAAGGCUUUAUUGUUGUAUGAAAAAAUGCUAAAAGUUGGGGUUGCUCAGAAUACGAUCACAUUUACAAUUGGUAUUAAUUUAUUAUGCAACAUGGGAAGGAUGGAAGACGCCUAUAAUUUGCUUAGGGAAAUGAUCUGGAAGGGAUUGGAUCCGGAUAAAAUUUCUUACACCUCAAUGAUUGCUGGAUUUUGUAGAAGCAAAGAUAUGAAGCAGGCAUGGGGAUUGUUCCAGGAGAUGGUGCAAAAAGGUCAUUUACCUUCUGUCGUUACCUAUACUUGCCUCAUAGAUGGGUUUGCUAAACAGGGAAAUCCAACAAUGGCCUUAUUGUUAUAUGGAAAAAUUCUAAAAGCUGGAGUUACUCCAGAUACAAUCACAUUUACAGUUCUUAUUAAUGUAUUAUGCAACAUGGGAAGGGUGAAAGAAGCCUAUAAUUUGCUUAAGGAAAUGAUCUGGAAGGGCUGGGAUACAGAUAAAAUUUCUUACACCUCAAUGAUUGCCGGGUUUUGUAGAAGCAAAGAUAUGAAGCAGGCAUGGAGAUUGUUCCAGGAGAUGGUACAGAAAGAUCAUUUACCUUCUGUCGUUACCUAUACUUGCUUAAUUGAUGGAUUUUGUAAGGUGAAUCAGAUGGUCAUAGUCAAUAUGUUGGUAGAUGAAAUGAGAAGGGAGAAUGUUUGUCCUGAUUGGGUAACCUACUUGGUUCUCAUUUCCGGAUACCUACGCGUUGGGUUUGUGGAAAAAGCUCAUGAGCUGUUUGAUGAAAUGAUAAAGGGGGGAGUACUACCAGAUGAUAUCACUAUCAAAUCAUUAGGGCUGACCAUGGGUUCAAGAAAGGAAAGAUAG
Molecule: messenger RNA, 2400 nt
Organism: Fraxinus pennsylvanica
Lineage: Eukaryota; Viridiplantae; Streptophyta; Magnoliopsida; Lamiales; Oleaceae
Source: the annotation of a GenBank genome assembly